ACUAGACUAAUAUUUUAAUAGCUCUCAGCUAAUGAUUAAUUAAUUUGUUGUAUCCAGAACGUCCUCGCUUUACUACUCCUGUCAAUAUAUUGACGCCUAUCAAUGAGGGAUCAAGUCUGUGCAUCCGAUGUUCAGCAGCWGCAGAUCCUAUGCCCAACGUAACGUGGGUACGAAUUAUAAAGAAUCCAAAAUUUAUCAGUGGUCGAGUUGGUGAAGCAUUUCUCAGAUUCACCAACAUCACGAGACACCAACUUGGAACAUACGAGUGUCAGGCUACGAAUAAUCCAAACGAGGAUCCAGUUACAACGACGACCGUAAUCUCAGUAAAAUACCCUGUAGAACCAGCGAAUAUCUUCGUUUCAGACAUCAAAGCAACUUCUGCAGUGAUCAAGUGGGACAGUCCCGUUGAUGAUGGAGGGAGCCCUGUCAUAGAGUACAAAGUGCAAAUCAACACAAUUCCACCGAGAGAGGUUAUAACCGAAAAUACAUAUUGCUUAACCAAUGAUCUUAAUGAGAAUACAACAUAUGAUGUGAAGGUGUAUGCACGAAACGCAGUUGGGUAUGGGAAGGCAGUAUGCACUGAGUUUACAAGUAAAGAACCAAAAAGGAAAGGUACGUUCAUACAAGGGCGCUAG
Messenger RNA from Actinia tenebrosa (Australian red waratah sea anemone), 635 nucleotides. RefSeq lists its product as uncharacterized. NCBI's taxonomy places the organism in Eukaryota, Metazoa, Cnidaria, Anthozoa, Actiniaria, Actiniidae. The record is from RefSeq and is a predicted model, not a curated record. Gene Ontology annotation, molecular function: protein binding.